GGCUGGGUGCUGGGGGAGAUGGAGGCGGUGGCGGAGGAGAGGAGGAGGGGGGCGGAGGAGGAGGCGGCGGCGAGGAGGGCGGCAGAGGAGGAGGAGGAGGCGAGGAGGAGGGCGGCAGAGGAGGGAGAAGGCGCUGGAGGAGAGGCGGCGGGAGGCGUGAGGCCGCCGGCACCCCCACCACCCCCACCUCCUCCCCUUCCCCCGCAGCCCCCUCUGGCGGUGUUGCCGCUGGGCACAGGCAACGACCUGGCGCGUGUGUUGGGUUGGGGCGGCGGUGUUGCCGCUCUGGAGGCGCGGGGCGGGCUGGCUGCUGUGCUGGCGGAGGUGGCGGGGGCGGCGCCCACCCCGCUGGACAGAUGGGGGCUGCAGGUGACGGUGCGGCAGCAGGAGGACAAGCGCCUGGGUCGCUCCUUCCUGCCCCGCCGCCGCCAGCCCCCCGCCACCCCCCCGCUGCCCAGGAGCCCCCCGCUGGUGGUGACACAGGUCAAGGUGUUCAACAACUACCUGGGGGUGGGGAUCGACAGCUGGUGCGCACUGGAGUUCCACAGGAUGCGCGAGCGCUACCCCGGCUGGUUCCGCUCGCAGCUGGGCAACAAGAUGUGGUACACGGGGGUGGGCGCGCGGGACCUGCUGGCCAGGUCGUGUGUGGACCUACCCAGCAGGAUGCAGCUGGUGUGCGACGGCUCCCCCGUCCCCCUCCCCCCGGGCACGCAGGGGGUGCUGCUGCUCAACAUACCCUCCUACAUGGGCGGCGUAAACCUGUGGGCGGGAGGGGUGGGGCAGCAGCAGGGGCAGCAGGGGCCGCAGCACACGGCCCUGCACGGCGCUGCAUGGGGCGAGGAGGAGGGCGGGGGGCAGCACCCGCACCCGCACCUGCACCGCCAUGCACUGGCGCGAGCAGGAGAGGAGCCCCACCCCGCAGGGCCCCCCCUGCACCCCGCCGACCCGCCCGCACCCACACCCACAACCGCAGCCAGCGCCGCCCCUCCCAUCGGCACCACCACCACCACCCACCCACAAGGCCCCAGCAGCGUCAGCACCGACCCGCAGCCGCACUCCCUCCAGCCCGCCGCCUCCUCCCCUCCCGGCGCCCUGCCGCCUCCCCCUCCCGCUCCUCCUCCUCCCCGCCCCCGCGUGCCCCAGAGCCUGAGUGACGGCGUGCUUGAGGUGGUGGCGGUGUUCGGCGCGGUGCACCUGGGCAAGCUGCAGGUGGGGCUGGCGCGGGCCACUCGGCUGGGGCAGUGCCGCAGCGCGCGCAUCACCACCAGCCAGGAGCUGCCCAUGCAGGUGGAUGGGGAGCCCUGGAUGCAGCCGCCCGCGCAGCUGAGCAUCAGCCUCAAGUGUUCCGCCCCCGUGUUGCGCCGUCUGGACCUGAGUGACGCCGCCUCCCGCCUCACCGCCGCGGUGGGGGAGGUGCUGGAGGCGGCGGUGGCGGCCGGCACCCUGACAGCGGCGCAGCGGCGGCAGCUGGGGGAGCAGCUGGCCAGGAGGCUGGGGGCGCCACAUGCGGU
Messenger RNA from Astrephomene gubernaculifera, 1511 nucleotides. The record is from the annotation of a GenBank genome assembly. Lineage: Eukaryota; Viridiplantae; Chlorophyta; Chlorophyceae; Chlamydomonadales; Astrephomenaceae.